AUUCAGGUUCGCCUUACUACAUUGCCGUCAUUUCUUUGAGAAAUAGCAAAGAGAAAUGUCAAAGACAAUAUUUUGGCAAUUUCGGUUUUGUAAAAUUAAUUGAUAGGCAAAUAAAUGAAGGCAGCUAUAAAUUAUUCAGAUAAUUUGUUUAUGAAAGUAUUCAUAGUGAAGAGAAUAGCGAAAAUGUAUAAACUACAUUUAACAAAUAAAAGAAGAUAAGCGCAUUCAAAAGUUGCCAGGAAUCGAAGCAAAUCUACUUAUUACUACUAUCUUACCUACCACAGUGCUUUGUGUUGCCGUCGAAGAACAAUAGUAACCAUUAAAGUGUAAAAUAUUUAUUUUUUAACUUAAACGGCGUUCGCUGUAUAUUGCUGGACGACUCAAGGGAAAUCAGCUAUUAAAACUUCGUUAUAUUCAGUUUAUAAAUUAAGAGCGAAAAUCAAAAUGGUUGAUCCAUUUCUGGCCAUGAACUAUAAUGUUCUGGAAGUUAUAUUCUCCUAUUUGGAUUUACGUGAUUUGAAAAAUUGCGCUUUGGUCUGCUGGAAUUGGUAUCAUUUUUUAAACGAUGAAAGUUCAGAGGUGUGGCGAAUGCAUUGUUUGCGCAAAUUACCACAAGAAGCACUAAAAUCUGAUUUGCUGGCUUCAGUAACAACCUAUAAAAAGAGAUUACGUGCGUACUAUCACGCGUGGAAUCCUAAUGACUGUUCGCGUAAUGUUUAUAUUAAACCAAAUGGCUUCACUUUGCAUCGCAAUCCCGUCGCUCAAAGCACAGAUGCUGCACGUGGAAAAAUCGGUUUUCGACAGGGGCGACAUUCAUGGGAGGUGAUAUGGGAAGGACCGCUUGGUACGGUGGCGGUUAUAGGUAUAUCUACAAAAGAGGCAGCACUACAGUGUCAUGGCUAUGUGGCAUUAUUAGGCUCAGACGAUCAGAGUUGGGGUUGGAAUUUAGUAGAAAAUAUGUUGCUGCACAAUGGCGAUGCGCAGGGCAGUUAUCCGCUGUUAAAUAAUCCACCCAAAUAUCAGGUGGGCGAACGGAUACGUGUCAUACUUGAUUGUGAUGAUAAUACAUUAUCAUUCGAAAAAAAUAGUGAAUUUUUAGGUGUAGCGUUCAAGGGUCUGCCUGAUAAGAAGCUUUAUCCAACAGUGUCUGCCGUAUAUGGCAACACGGAGGUCUCGAUGGUGUAUUUAGGACCGCCACUAGAUGGUUAAAUAGGCAUACAUGUGUGUGUGUUUUUUUUUACAAAUAGGGAUGUAUACUUGUGUAGAUUUUAUGCACUAAAACGAAGGCAAUGAUUUUAAGCAAAAUUUUGAUAUUUGUUCCAAUAUUAAGAAACGAUUUAAACGUUUGGGAGACAAUUUUUCUAUGCACACAAACCAAGCCAUUUUGAUUUAGUUAAAACUGAUAAACGAAUAUCAGUAUUUUCUGAUUACCUUAUUUAUUUUUUUAAGAAAAAUACUAAAAAGUUUACACAAAGCAGAAACAUGCAUACAUAAAACAGCUUACAUCCCUAACAAAAAAAUGUAAUUGUAAUUAUAUUUGGAAUAACACUAGAAUUUAUAUAGCACUUUACAAUAAUACGUAGUUAACUUUUAGGAUAUGCAGACAAAGAUAUGUAUACACACAUAAUAAUCAAGUGUUUGUAAGAUUUAAAAAUCAAAUAACGGCAACUCAUAUGCAAUAUCUGUACCGCAGUAAAUCUUAGUUUUUACACAUUAUACUUUUUUGUUUUAGCACAUAAGGCUUAUGUGUGAUUAGCGGUAGGUUCAAAGUAAGAGAUAACUGUAUUUCGAAGAGUAUUUUUAAAUUCAUUUUUGACAAUUGUUUCACAGCUUAAUUCUCAAAUCUUUAAACAAUGACACUGGAGAACACCAUUACACACUCUUUGCUAUCUUUAUACCAUUCACACUUCUUAAAAACAAAUUUUCUACAAUUCUUUACCUAGACAUUCUUGUUAUCAUUCUUUUUACUCAGUGUUAUCAUAUGUACUUUUUUUGUUAUAAAAAAAAAUAUUAGUUAAAUUGAUAAUACUCAUUGCUAGUCCAUACAAUCAAGUGUAAAUAUAUAACUUUAGUUUUAUUUCUUUUAAGUUAACUUUAAGCUUUAUCGUGUAACUUUCCAAAUUAUUGAUUUCAACCAUUUUUCUUAAAAACGUAAUUGUACUAAACGUAAACGUACUAAAUUAAACAAAUAUUGUACAUGUAAAUAUAAGAAGAGAAAUAAAAAAAA
Ceratitis capitata (Mediterranean fruit fly) is the source of this 2227-nucleotide messenger RNA. RefSeq names its product F-box/SPRY domain-containing protein 1 (gene Fsn). Lineage: Eukaryota; Metazoa; Arthropoda; Insecta; Diptera; Tephritidae. The coding region runs from base 445 to 1209 and encodes 254 amino acids. Gene Ontology annotation, molecular function: protein binding. Gene Ontology annotation, cellular component: SCF ubiquitin ligase complex; synapse. Gene Ontology annotation, biological process: synapse assembly involved in innervation; proteasome-mediated ubiquitin-dependent protein catabolic process. The record is from RefSeq and is a predicted model, not a curated record. The transcript has 4 exons.